CGCAUUCGCGCUCCCUCCUAGGAGAAGAAAUAGAAGAAGCGAAGAGAAGGUAUAAAAGGGAGAAGCAUCAGAGAGAAAAAAAGACAGCGGGAUCCACCGAAUAUAUCUCAAGUUACCCCGGAUUAGCUCUUUCACCUACGAAAGAUCCUCUCUGCCUUGAAUCUUUUUUGUCUGUGAGGAAGAUAGCAAGAAUACAACAAGGCCGAGGCCGAAGACUUACGAGGCAAUACGCAGUGGUGAAGAAACACCUUUGAGAAUCUUCAUAUAGCAUGCCUGAAGAUUAUGGACACGGAAGGAGCGGCUCGGGUGGGGGUUCCAGUGGAGGGCUGCAAGCCCCUCGUCAUCACACCUUGAACGCCCUCUCUCCGCUCCAAUCGUUCUCCCCACUUCAACCCGUCAACAUCUCCGAACGACAAUCGCAAUCGAGACAACACUCCCGACACCCCUCGUACAACUCUGUCUCCUCGGUCGGGUCUUUUGGAUCGCCUUCGUAUUCGACUUCGUUUUCCGGAGGAGGAGGCGGGUUGGGCAUCACCACCACCGGCCAUACGGGACACGGAGGAGGUCAUAGGAUGCCCCCGUUGUCGACUUACAACCUCAACCGGAACAACAAUGGACCUUCCAGCCCUGGAGGUCCCCUCGACGAGACUCCUUACCCCCAAACACCCGGAGGCGCGAAUGGAACUGGAACGAACGGGGAAACGCCUUCACCCGCCCGAGCUAGGACGCCUAGCGUGACGAGGAGUCUGUCGAGGAGAGAGUCUAUCGUCGCCAACCAAGGCUUGGGGGGGAUGAUGAGUCAUUUCGACCUUUCGGGAGGUAACAGCUACCAGUCCGGCGGAGGGUAUUCCCCCGGGUUAGGUUCGCCGUUGGCUGGGUUCGGGAAUGUGGGACAUGGACCUGCUUCUGGGGAUCGGGGUGGAGGGUUUAGCAAGUUGACGCUCGUCAGGGCGCCUAGUAAGGGGAAGAACGCUGGUAGUGCUGGAGUUGGAGCGAAGAAAGGGGAGGAUGCGAAUGGGGGUGGGAGUGGGGCUUCGACGCCGGGUAGAAGGCGGACCAAAUCGUCCAGCAACCUCUCGCCGUUCUCGUUCACGCCUUCGUCCUUGACGAGCAGCAUCUCGGGUCCAGCGAAUUUAUCUUCCCUGCUCUCGCCCACGUCGCCGACCCCGUUCGCUCGAUCUCCCGGCCCAGCUGAUUUCGGUGGAAAUGCCAACCCCACCAGCAAUAACAAUGGUCAAGAUUCAAUGGAUUCAGCCGGCCUGACCAAGGGCAACUCGACCCCGGUGACGAGGACCAGUUUCCUGUUCGAUUCGGCGUAUCACCAUCAUCAGCCGAGCAACAUUCACGAGGGCGAAAAGGGGCUCUCGCCUGAACAGGUCAUGCAUAUGGCUGAGAGUCUCAAGAGCCCCGUUUUGGCUUCCUCACAGAGCGAGUCGCAGUCUCUCCCCCGGCGAGUCGGAUUGAGUAGGAGUAGCAGCCUAGCCAGGGGGACUUCGUUCAGUAUGAGGAGGGAGAGCGAUGCUAGUGCCGUCUCUAGGGCUUUGGAUGGGCAGACUCAGACUCCAGUCCAGCAGCAACAUCAAGAGAUGGAGCUAGAACCGGUAGAGUAUGUGGAGAUGAACGAGGACGUCUUGUUGCCCUACGUCGAUCGACCGAGCGAGGUCGCCGAGCUCGUGGCUCAGCCUAGCAAUUAUGAACUCUUUGACAUCAUCCGUCCCACCUUCCCCAAGGAAUCCAAGGCGGCGGCUGAUCGACCCGACUCGUGGCGCGCCGUUGAUCCGGAAGACUGGACCUGGGAAGAGUUCCAGCAACAUCUCCGACUCUCCCGCGUUGAGAGUGAUGAUUACGAAUGGAUCAGACAGGCCCGUCGUUCCGUCAGGGCGAGGAGCGAGGCUCUGUGGGAGAGGAUCGGGAUUUGUCUCGGAUGCGACGGGGAUCUGCUCAACGCAGGCGAACAAGAGCCACAUUUGACCACUGCUGCGCUUAGCGACGUGUUUGAUGGGAGCACCACCGCAGGGAGUCCGAUCUUGUCGGCUCAUCCGGACGACCAUUUCGGGUUCGGUCACGUCUGGGUCGAGGGGCUGCAAGCGGUCGAACCGGAAGAGAUGGAGAUGAGUGAUGGGUCGCCGGUCAAAACGGCGGAAGACACCGCCUCUCAGGACGCGCAGAGUCCUCUGCCCGGUAUGGCACCCGCCCUGAUGGACGUGGUCGAGGAGGAAGAAUCGCCCGCUAGCGAAUCGUCGCACAAGAAGAAACCGAGUUUGACGCCAGCUCAGAUCGCUGGAGGACGAGGCGAACUCAAGGAUCCGUUUGGCAAGACGAGCCCUACCGGUCCUAGUCGCCAGACCGAUCUCCCUGGAUCUCUGUCUGAUGUCAAGCCCAAGGUCCGAGCGAAAUCGUUUGUCGGCGUUCAGAUCAGCACCUCGCCUUCCCUCCCCAGUCCCGCUCAAGUCCACCGGCCUUCCUACUCGGGAUUGCUCCCAGGCGGACUCGAACGUGGACCGGGUCACCCGCUGUUCCCUUCGUCCUUUUCGACCCUGUCGAUCGCGCCCACGUUGCCCAACAACAAUCCGGCGCUCAAGGCCAGCUUGAGCUUUAGCCAGGCUUCCGACGCGAUGAACCAAUCUGCGCACGGUAAUCCGGCCAGGGCCGCGCUGCAAAGCAUGUUGGGCUUCAACAGGAAGCAGAGUAGGAGCGGCUUGAGCGAGAGCGCGAUCACGUUCGGUAGCGGAGAUGACUAGUCCUCGUUGCGGCCGCUAUCAUCAAGUCUGACCUAGAACCUGUAAAUCUGUAUACUACGUGUUUCCCGAAUCUCUUCCCCUAUACCUCUCACGCCCAAAUUCGACCGUCUCAUUCCCAUUA
This is a messenger RNA of Filobasidium floriforme, 2862 nucleotides long. RefSeq lists its product as uncharacterized. The transcript is spliced from 5 exons. NCBI's taxonomy places the organism in Eukaryota, Fungi, Basidiomycota, Tremellomycetes, Filobasidiales, Filobasidiaceae. The record is from RefSeq and is a predicted model, not a curated record. Bases 270 to 2741 code for a protein of 823 amino acids.